Acaulospora colombiana is the source of this 1392-nucleotide messenger RNA. Lineage: Eukaryota; Fungi; Glomeromycota; Glomeromycetes; Diversisporales; Acaulosporaceae. The record is from the annotation of a GenBank genome assembly.
AUGGUACGUGGAAACUCUCUCUCCGACGACUUAAAGCUUUUAGUUAAUAAUCCUCAAUAUAGUGAUUUAGAAAUUAAAUGUAAGGAUGGCAACGUCCUUUAUGGUAAUCGUGCAAUCCUUGCCGCUCGUUCUGAAGUGUUUGAAAGAACUCUCUUUACCAGAGUUUCCGAAACUCUAGAUAAGCAGAUUUCUUUUCCAAAAAUUGAAUCUUCGCACAUGAAGAUUAUUCUUGAGUAUCUAUAUACUGGAAUAGUUCUUGAAAAAGAUAUUACGGCCGACAAUGCUUUUGAAAUUUUACAUGUUGCGGAUUUCUUUCAAUUAGAGAAACUUCAAGAACUUAUUUCAGAGCGUUACAAAAAAAUGUGCACAGAGGAAGGAAUUGGAAAUAAAUCACCCGAGUUAUUAUCUAAGGCAGUUCAACUUAUGUCACCUACAGAUGAUAACGGAACUAUCAGAUAUUUAGUAGAUGAAGUUGCGAAAAUUCCUCUAGAUUCUAUUGAAUUUGAUAGAUUAUCCCUUCAAGGUUUACAGUGCAUGUUAUCAAAAAGAGAUGAAAAGAAAUCAUUUUCUUCUAGUGAAUAUUCUGUUUUUCGGUUUACUGUCUUAACGGCUGCAAAAAGCGUAUCUCACGAAGCAUUUUCUACCCUGGAGAAAAGGUUACGACCAUGGAUAGAAGUUCAGGAAGCUCUUCAAACUCUCAACAAUAAUGACUUGAUAAAGAAAGAAAUUAGUACGUCAGUUUCUAAUAUUAUAAAACCUAUUGUAGAAUACAUCGAUUUUAGAAGGAUUGAUGCAGAGAUUAUUGCAAAAGCAAUCGAGCCAUUAGAUAUUAUUUCGUCCAGUAAAAUUACAGACUCAUAUCGGCACCUAGCACUUAAGAAUGCACCACUAUCACCAUAUUAUGGAGUCAAUAUCUUCAUGUGGGAUAGAAAUAGUUGUGGUAAGGAUUUAGAAAUUUGUAACGAUGGACGUACAGUUUACACAUCCAAUGUUAUUACUAGUCAUAGAUGUGUAAAAGUUAACUAUCCUAUGAGUAGAGGUGUUUAUGAAUUUCACGUUCUAAAUGAGGAAGAUAGUAAAUAUUCUUGUUUUGGUGUUUGUAGUGAAGGACUCGACUUUUCCCAAUUUAUUGGCUAUCAACCAUAUGGAUGGGCUUUGGGUUCUAAUGGAUUUAUAUAUCAUAAUAAUAAAAAUGUCAACGUAAAUCUGAAAUUUGGUAAAAACGCAAAAAUCAUAGUGCACCUAGACAUGGAUAAUAAGACAGUUGCAUUUUCGGUUAAUGGCGCAAGAAGUCCACCGGUUACAUCAUGGAAUAAUCUUCCAUCGACACUUUAUUUUGUUGCUUCACUCAAAUCUCCGGGAAAGUAUAGGAUUUUACACCCAGACGAAUAA